Molecule: messenger RNA, 2589 nt
Organism: Aspergillus clavatus NRRL 1
Lineage: Eukaryota; Fungi; Ascomycota; Eurotiomycetes; Eurotiales; Aspergillaceae
Product: Zn(II)2Cys6 transcription factor
Exons: 8
Coding region: 1-2589 (862 amino acids)
Biological process (GO): DNA-templated transcription
Cellular component (GO): nucleus
Molecular function (GO): DNA binding; DNA-binding transcription factor activity, RNA polymerase II-specific; zinc ion binding
Source: RefSeq, a predicted model, not a curated record
AUGCAAGGCUACCCUUUUGUGCCUCCAACUGGCCCUCCCCGAGAGGGUCAUAAGAACUAUGUAUUCGUCGAUGAACAUAAUAGACACAAACGCCUGAAAGUAAUGCGAGCCUGCAACGGCUGCAGGAAACGGAAAAUUAAGUGUGACGCUGCCACCACUAACACUUGGCCGUGUUCAGCAUGUACCCGACUGAAGCUCGUAUGUGUACCACCAACCAUUGGGCAAGAGAACGAAGUCUCCUCUACUCAGAAUCCCGAAUCUUCCUCGCUAAGUUCUUUGCGUGCGUCGCAAGCGGCCACUUCAACACAUCAUCCAUACUCCAUACCACAAAACCUUGCCAAUGGGAGCCAACCUGCUGUCGGACAUGCUACUUCAUAUAACGAUGGAGUUGGACUGUUAUCUCAGUAUAUUCCGUCGGAUCGUGGCCAGUCCAACUUCUAUGAGAUACGACCACCGCAUUUACCCACAUCAAGUAGCAACUAUCAACACCCACAGAUGUUCUCUGCUACACCAAAUCAAGGCUUGGAAAAUACAACUACCAGUAUGUUUGCCGAUGACGAGCAGUCAACUACUGCCGAGAACCUCAGCGAAGUCCUUGGUGAAUUGAGGAUCGAUGAAACUGGUAUUGCGCCUUACAUUCGACAACAGCGCAAAGACCGAGUAGAAGCCGGAGCCCCAAUUCAGGACGAUAUUGAGGAGAGAUUGCCACCCUUGAGUACCGGUGCGGGAUCGAUCAUACGCAUCCCUCCGGAACUAAUGCCGCCAGAUAAUGAGGUGAUGAAGUAUCUCAAACUCUACUUCAAUGACAUACAUCCCUAUGUUCCUGUUGUUCAUCGAGCUCAUCUUUACUUUCAAUGGCAAAAUGAACGAAGCUUGAUAUCUCCUUUGCUGCUUGAGGCACUUUUUGCUUGUGCUGGUAGAUUAUCGGAUGAUCCUGCACAGGGAGCGCAAUGGCUCGCUCUAGCUAACAGGCAUGAAUCUAGCUUCAUGGAUGUGCCGCGCCUCAGCACAAUCCAAGCUUUGCUCUUGCUUCUCAAAGCCCGAGAAUCUUUGCCAAAGAAAGGCUACUAUUACCGCUCAUGGCAAACUGUGAAGACUAUUGUUUCAAUGGCAAAAGACUUGGACAUUCAUGAUCAUUACAACGUCCACGCCGAAGGCAAGUCCUGCGAAAUGGACACAGUGGAGUGCCUUGUACAAAUCAGAGUUUGGCAAGCCCUCUUGGUUGUUGAAGUCAUGAUCGGUGCACCGCAGGGUCGGUCGGACUAUGGCGUGGAUCCGGAGACAGUAGAUAUGAGUCCAAAUCUGGAUAUCCAGGGCCUCGACCAGUUUGAGAUCGAUCGCUCCAGACAAUAUGCCUACUUUGUGAGAAACGCCUACCACAUUCGCUUGAUCACUGAUAUAUAUCAUAAAAUCAAGAAGGAUAAGGACUGGGGGGCCAAUCCUAGACUUGUGGAAAAGAAUCCUCUUUUCACAGAUUGGCUCCGGGGCCUUCCAUCGGACUUACAGAUAACAUAUCCUAGUGAUGGAUCAUCGCCAUGGAUCCCCUCACAUUUUGUGGCAAAUAUGCACUCACAUUGCCACUUAGGGAUCAUCCUAUUACAUCGACCACAAUUGCUCGCCUCCAAGUCUUUUACGGCCGGAGGAGGGUGGAAGAUUCACAUGGCGUUAUGCUACUCUUCUGCCAAGAGUCUUUGUAGGCUUCAAGAAGCUAUUCUAGAUCGCUAUGGCCUGCCGGGGCUUCUAUUCAUGCAAAGAGGUAUCAACUUCUCGAUAUAUAGCAUCUUGACAUGCACAAUGUUGCAUCUAAUUGCUAUAACAUCUCCAGACCCCCACUUUCAUGCCGACGCGAGGGAUUAUUUCACGAGACAUAUGCGUAUACUCGAGACAUGCUCGUCUGCUUGGCCAAUGCCCGAACUACGAGCGCAGAUAGACUCCUUGCGACUUGCUUUUUCCGCCAACAUCAAUCGUCCUUUCGAACUCAAGUCUACUUUUCCUUAUGGUAGUCCUUCGGAACCAUAUCAUCCCAGCCCACCACUCGAUUCGUCCUAUCAUCCUCAAUUGAGCCAACUCUCGAGCAGCAUACAGAACCGAGUGGGCUAUUCCGUUUAUCCAGUGACCUCCCCAAUAUCAGCCCGCACUGAAGAAGCCAAGUCGGACUCCUUCCAACACCAGCAUGAGAGUCAUCUUGCACCACAUCAACCCUCGAAUCAAUCAAUAGAUGCUCCUUUAGUCGAUGAAAACAGUUGGGAUCCUACUCGAAUUAUCAACCAGUGGGACAUGGCUUUUCCGGUCGGCCCAUCAGCGCCGACUACGCAUUCACCGCCGAUGGGGCUGGAGAGCUCUACGCAAUUGAAUAUUCUACCGCACCAGUUUCCCGUUCAUUAUGAGACACAUGCGAAGAUAUCUUCGCUUGCAACAUCCCAAACCCUUCCCCAGUCCCAGUCCCAUUUCAGUGGACAACAAGUCUUGAUAACGGCACGUGAUUGGCAGCAGAGCGUUGCUAGCGUGUACGAUCCCAACGGCUUGAAGCGGAGGUGGAACCAGUCACUUGAUACCGGAGAGCAAAGCAGUACAAAGCGUCAACGAUGA